This is a messenger RNA of Solanum pennellii, 1814 nucleotides long. RefSeq names its product dynamin-related protein 3A-like. The transcript has 8 exons. Bases 1034 to 1369 code for a protein of 111 amino acids. NCBI's taxonomy places the organism in Eukaryota, Viridiplantae, Streptophyta, Magnoliopsida, Solanales, Solanaceae. The record is from RefSeq and is a predicted model, not a curated record.
UCACUCUUUUCUCCCCCGACUUCGUCUUCUUUUUUUCUCUAAACUCAAAAUUUCUUUUGCAGAGAAUGAGAAAACGUUCUGUUUAGGUAUUCUUGAAUUGCAAGACUUUGUAGCUUAAUUUGAAUUUAAGCUCAAAUGGAUUUGAAUUGGGGCACUUCAGGUCUCAAGAAGAUGAAAAAAUUAAGAGGGUUUCUUCAAGUUUCAAGAUCAAAGCAAUAAAUUGUGAAAUAUGAUAAUUUUGGUGCAACACAUCAGAACACUUCUUCCAGGAUUGAAAUCAUGCAUUUGUGCUGCACUUGUGACUGCUGCAAAGGAGCAUGCUAGCUCUGGGGAGAUCAUGGAGUCCAAUGUAUCUUCUCUUGUCUUCCCGACGCUUUACUAGACACUGUCCUGAAGUUCUCGGGAGUUCGUUGUCAUUAUCACCAAUUUGGAGUCCUGGAGGAUUUCUUCCUGCUAGGUGUACUGUAGUUUGUUCAGCUAGUGUUCCCGAACUUUUUAUUGACAUUGUUGUGCUAUUCCCCUGAAUCUAGGCUGGUAUGGGUGCUCUCUUCUGAGCGUUCUUUUCAACUACAGUGAAGGAAGUUGAUCCUUGUGAAGAUUAAACCGAUGAUGACAUCCUAACUGCCAUUCAAAAUGCAAUGGGUCCCAAAUCCGCUUUAUUUGUGCAAGAAGUAACUUCAAAGGAUUAGCCCAUUCCCUUACGUUUGCUUUUGAGCCAGUAGUUCAGCACUUUCGAGAAUACUUGUUGUAGUUUUUAUGACAUUUGAUUGAUUGCAUCUUAACAAUUGUGUGAAUACGCAGGUCCCAUUUGAAGUUCACAUCUGAAGGCAAAUAGCAUGUUUAAUGAAACCGAGUUUUCAGUGUGCAAGAUUUAUAUAUGAUGAGCUGCUUAAAAUGAGCCAUCAUUUUAUGGUCAAUGAGUUGCAACGGCUCCCAGUUUUGGGAAAGCGCAUGGAUGAGGUUAUAGGAAAUUUUUUGCAUGAAGAACUGGGGCCUUCAGAAGUAAUGAUUAUUGAUUGGACACAUCAUUGAGAUGGAGAUGGAUUACAUAAGUACUUCACAUCAAAUGGCACCAACAAUUUUGGUGCAACACUUCAAAACACUUCUUCCAGGAUUGAAAUCAUACAUUAGUACUGUACUUGUGACUGCUGCAAAGGAGCAUGCUAGCUAUGGAGAGAUCAUGGAAUCAAAGAUUAUCCAUCAUUGUAUGGUCAAUGAGUUUCAACAGUUCCCAAUUUUGAGAAAGUGCAUGAUUGAGGUGAUAGGAAAAUUUUUGCGUGAAGGACUGGGACCUUCAGAAGUAAUGAUUGGACACAUCAUUGAGAUUGAAGUAUGUCAAUUUGACACAUCAUUGAGAUGGAGAUUUUAGUGCAGCACAUUAAAAUACUUCUUCCAGGAUUGAAAUCACACAUUAGGCUUGCACUUGUGACUGCUGCAAAGGAGCAUGCUAGCUACGGAGAGAUCAUGGAAUCAAAGGUAACUUUAUGCUUUACUAGGCACUGGCCUGAAGUUCUGGGGUGUUCGUUGUCAUAUUACUACCAAUUGUUGAGCCCUGGAGGGUUUCUUUCUUAUAGUUUUUUUGUAAUUUGUUCAGUUAGUGAACUUUUUAUUGACAUCGUUGUGCUAAUCCCCUGAAUCUAGGCUGGUAUAUGUGCUCUCCUUCUGAACAUUCUUUUCAAGUACAUUGAAGAUAUUGUGGCCUAAACCUAUGCAAUAUUUGAUAAUUGUCGUCUACAAGUUUCUAUCUCCUAUAUCUAAUGUUGCUUUCCAGUAUAAAAUAUCAAUAUUAGUUUACCAUUUACACUUCUAAUUUU